Oreochromis aureus is the source of this 3722-nucleotide messenger RNA. RefSeq names its product EBF transcription factor 2 (gene ebf2). Gene Ontology annotation, molecular function: DNA-binding transcription factor activity, RNA polymerase II-specific; RNA polymerase II cis-regulatory region sequence-specific DNA binding. NCBI's taxonomy places the organism in Eukaryota, Metazoa, Chordata, Actinopteri, Cichliformes, Cichlidae. Bases 459 to 2204 code for a protein of 581 amino acids. The record is from RefSeq and is a predicted model, not a curated record. Gene Ontology annotation, biological process: regulation of transcription by RNA polymerase II. The transcript has 16 exons.
UACAAGCUUCCUGGCCCUCGGAUCAACUGGUUUGAUUCGAUUUGGCCCUGUGACAAAGGAAGACUUUUUGCACACUCAUAUUAUGAAGAAUAUUUCGAGACUCGCUCCCGGAUAUCUGCGGAGCUGAACGCACAGAGCCCGUUCGGACCGACGGUGGAGAUGUGCACUUGGACAAUGCUUCACAUCAGUGGAAGGAUAUGUUUACUAUCAUCAUUUGAACCAUAAAAGAAAGUCAUUUCGGCUUUUUAACGAGACGCCCCUGAAAAAUCACACAGCGUCGGUUACUUCUUUUCCCCCACAAAGCUCUGUAAAUGCUCAGUUCGUUUGUGGCGCUUUGGAGGAGCGCAGCGCCUUGAAGUGGACCUUUUCUUGUGUGCCAAAGUGCUUUAGCUGCCCAGCUCAGUGUUUUUUUUAACUGCUUCAAGAAAGUGUUACCAGACGAUCGGAGCAGGGUGUAAAUGUUUGGAAUCCAGGAACAUUUGAUUCGUGAAGCAAGCGGAUUAAAAGAAAGAGGUCUUGGAGAGGAGAUGGAUCCAGUCCGGUCGUGGGUGCGCAAUGUUGGGGUUGUGGAUGCGAACGUCGCAGCGCAAAGUGGAGUGGCCCUGUCGAGAGCUCAUUUCGAGAAGCAACCGCCCUCAAAUCUCCGAAAGUCCAACUUUUUCCACUUUGUCCUGGCGCUCUACGACAGACACGGCCAACCUGUGGAAGUGGAGAGGACUGCGUUUGUAGACUUUGUGGAGCACGAAAAGACGGGAGAAAAGACCAACAACGGUACUCACUACAAGCUGCAGCUCCUCUACAGCAAUGGGGUUCGCACUGAGCAGGAUCUUUAUGCACGACUUAUCGACUCCGUCACUAAACAGCCCAUAUCGUAUGAGGGACAAAACAAGAAUCCAGAAAUGUGUCGAGUUCUGCUCACACACGAGGUUAUGUGCAGUCGCUGUUGUGAGAAGAAAAGUUGUGGCAAUCGAAAUGAGACGCCGUCCGAUCCAGUCAUCAUUGACAGGUUUUUCUUGAAGUUUUUCCUGAAAUGUAACCAGAAUUGUCUGAAGACAGCAGGAAACCCAAGGGACAUGAGGAGAUUUCAGGUGGUCCUGUCCAGCACUGUGAGUGUAGACGGUCACGUUCUAGCCGUGUCUGACAACAUGUUUGUCCACAACAACUCAAAACAUGGCAGAAGAGCCCGAAGACUGGAGCCAGGCGAGUCUGUGGAGAAUACGAUGGAAUAUGCUACCCCAUGUAUCAAAGCCAUCAGUCCGAGUGAAGGCUGGACCACCGGUGGUGCAAUGGUCAUAGUCAUUGGGGAGAACUUUUUUGACGGGCUACAAGUGGUGUUUGGAAGCAUGCUUGUGUGGAGUGAGCUGAUCACACCACACGCUAUCCGUGUCCAGACACCUCCGAGACACAUUCCCGGGGUUGUGGAAGUCACACUGUCUUAUAAAUCUAAGCAAUUCUGCAAAGGAGCACCCGGGCGCUUUAUCUAUACAGCUCUUAAUGAACCAACCAUAGAUUAUGGCUUUCAGCGUCUUCAGAAGGUUAUUCCUCGACACCCUGGUGACCCAGAGAAACUAGCUAAGGAGAUCCUCCUGAAAAGAGCAGCAGAUCUUGUGGAAGCUCUGUAUGGAAAUCCACACAGUAAUCAGGACAUGCUACUGAAACGCGCAGCUGACAUUGCCGAGGCGCUCUACAGUGUUCCCCGUCCUCACAGUCAGCUGCAGGCACUGCCUAGCUCACCAGCCCACGGCAGCGUCAUGGGCCUGGGCUCCUAUCCCUCUCAGUUGGGUGUGAGCAUCGGAGAGCCAGGACAGAGCAGCCAAGGUUACAUUCGCAACUCGAGCAGUUUGUCUCCAAGGGGUUACCCGUCAGCCUCAACUCCCCAGCAGUCAACCUAUGGCACCAGUGGAGGGAUGACUGGAGGCUAUGGGACGGUUCCCAUGACUAGUCUAGGCGUUCCUGGAUCUCCUGGUUUUAACAGUGCCUCCCCCACAGGCUCUCCCUACAUAAUGCCCUCUAGCCCCACUAUACCAGGAAGCUCCAGCUCCUCAUCUUCUCUUUUGCCUUUCUCCUCCUUCCCGUCUGCUGCUAAACAGAAGAGUGCUUUUGCUCCCGUCCUCAGGCCCCAAGGCUCUCCCUCCCCUGCCUGCCCCGCCUCAGGGGGGAACAGCUUCAGAGCAAUGACGGGCCUGGUUGUUCCCCCGAUGUAGCAAAGCACCCCCAAAUACCGCAGACCACUGCUUCACUUAGCCCCUCUUUUGGCACUACAAGGGCGGGGAGAAUGGAAAAUUGAUCACUAGCGACCAUGUACUGUAUAUCUUCCCUCCCCAACCCCCUAUGCUCGCCUUUUCUUAGUCUCUUUUUCAUCCAUCUGGAUGAAGAGCACGGGGUAUGAAAAUGUCCAAAGACCAACUAUCCACUGCAGACACGGAGGAGAAUUAUCCACCCACAACCACAGAGACCAUCCUCCUUAGCAGGCAGCACUAGACUGGACCAUAUACGGCCGUGUACGUGCGUGUGUAAUGAAGCCUCGGAAAAGAAACAGAUGAAGACUGCUUCGAAUUUCGCCUCAAGCUUCAAAAGCAUCUGCGUUGACUUCUGACCAACCAUCACAUGCAGUAUUCACCUUUUUUCCUCAACACCUGCAGCAAAACCACGGCCAGAGAUUUACAGGACGCACAACGAGAGCACUGAACACUGAUGGAUGACAGACAACUCAGAUAAAAGUUGCAGCUCUAAAAAGCAGGGUGCUAUUCUGUCUGCGUAUGGACACGUUAAACGGCAUGUGUGUAAACUGUCUGUGAGUUAGUGAGAGGUUUUUUUGUAGUAGACUUUUUGAAGACAAUUUACAUUCCAGAAAAACAAACCCUUUAUUUUUUGUUCCGAUCGUUACGGUUUUUCAAGGGAGAGCUCUUUGUCUCAAGGGUUAUUACUAAAGGAAUUCAUAUAUUGAUUUAUUUAAGAACAAGCAAUUUAACUUAUUAUUGUUAGUUUAGGUAAUAAUAUAAACGUGUUUUUAUACAGUGGUACUUUUUCCAGCUGUUAUUGACAUGAAUUUAUCUCAGCAGUUACUAAUGAAUUUGAUGAAUGAUCAGCGGAGAAGAUGAAUUCGGUUGGUUUUUUUUGAAGUAAACAUCCCCAGUUUGCAGUUUCUUGCAUAACGAUAUAUAUAUGUUGCAGAAGGUGAUUCUCCUUGUGUAAAGGAAAUGUUAGUUAGCCUUAUCUCUUUUUAAUUUCACUUUAAAUGCAUGCUCUCUUACACCGAUGCCCUGGUACUUUUUCACUCCACGUCACAAUUUUAAAUACAUACGACUGUGACUUUUACAUUUUACACAUCCAUGUUAAAUGUCUCAGCCCAGUACAGGUCUCUAGUCACUAUGCAGUACGGUAAAUAAAAGCACAAACGCUCAAAAAGAAAGAAAAGAAGCAGGCGUAUUAGGUGUUCACUGACCUUCAUCAUUCUGUUUUUACUUGUACUUCCUUACUUACAUUUUUUUCAGUACGACACAAACUGCAUUCUCAGGACGCGAAAAACAAAGAACACAAAGAACAGAUGACUCUUGCAAAAUUGUUUUUAGAGUUUGGUUAAUUUUAUUUAUUUAAAAAUUAUUAGCAAUUUAAUAUUAUGUUUUUGAAGCCAUCUUUCUUUGAAAUGAUACAAAAAAUGGUUGCAAAUGUGAUUUGUAUAUCUCAAGGUGUAAUUAUAUUUUGUGCUCCAAAUAAAAUGG